Molecule: messenger RNA, 348 nt
Organism: Exophiala bonariae
Lineage: Eukaryota; Fungi; Ascomycota; Eurotiomycetes; Chaetothyriales; Herpotrichiellaceae
Exons: 3
Coding region: 1-348 (115 amino acids)
Biological process (GO): vacuolar proton-transporting V-type ATPase complex assembly
Cellular component (GO): endoplasmic reticulum membrane
Source: RefSeq, a predicted model, not a curated record
AUGGCGGCUCGGCGUCCUGCCGCGCAACAGCAGCAGCAUGCUGAGACCGAGAAGACAAUCGCCGAGUCGCAGGGCGGUCCGUCGACGGUGGGCCUGUCGUCCGACACAUCGCCUGCUGUGCCUGCACACGUCAUCUACAAGCUCCUCUUCUUCACCGUCGCCAUGGUGUGCGUGCCGCUCGGCUCGUAUUUCUUCACGUUGAAGUUUCUCUUCCGAGGAAACGCGUCGUACGCGGGAGGCUUCGCGGCUGUCAUGGCGAAUGUCGUGCUGAUUGGCUACAUCAUUGCUGCGGUUAGGGAGGACCAGUCGGAAAAGAUCGAGGAGGAGAAAAGGAAGAAGGGUCAAUAG